This is a messenger RNA of Petromyzon marinus (sea lamprey), 5227 nucleotides long. It is a transcript of the gene HIF1A, whose product is annotated as hypoxia inducible factor 1 subunit alpha. The record is from RefSeq and is a predicted model, not a curated record. Gene Ontology annotation, biological process: regulation of transcription by RNA polymerase II; cellular response to hypoxia. NCBI's taxonomy places the organism in Eukaryota, Metazoa, Chordata, Hyperoartia, Petromyzontiformes, Petromyzontidae. Gene Ontology annotation, molecular function: DNA-binding transcription factor activity, RNA polymerase II-specific; protein dimerization activity; RNA polymerase II transcription regulatory region sequence-specific DNA binding.
GACGUCAUUACGCACGCGCAGCCCUUCUACCGCCUCCCCCCCCUCCACGCCACUCGUCAAAGCCUCGCCAGCGCGUGCCGCUGCCACAGCCUUUUGUGCGCCUCGCGUCUUCGCGGCGAUGUCGGCGGAUAAAGAGAAAAAGAGCAGGGUGAACUCUGAGCGGCGGAAGGAGAAGUCUCGCGACGCUGCGCGAUGUCGGCGCAGCAACGAGACGGAGGUGUUCUACGAGCUCGCCAACGAGCUGCCUCUCCCCCACAGCGUCACCUCGCACCUCGACAAGGCCUCCAUCAUGCGGCUCGCCAUCAGCUACCUGCGCAUGCGCAAACUGUUGCACAACGGAGCGGUGGUUGAAGACUGCCAAGAAGAGAUGGACAGCCUCUUCGGCAAGGCCCUGGAGGGCUUCGUCAUGGCCCUCACGGAGGAGGGCGACAUGGUGUUCCUGUCGGAUGGUGUCAACAAGUGUGUGGGCCUGGCCCAGGUGGACCUCAUGGGUCACAGCAUCUUCGACUUUGUUCACCCAUGUGACCAAGAGGAGGUGCGGGAGAUGCUCGUAUACAGACAAGCAGCGGGAAAGAAAGCGAAGGAGGGGAGCACUGAGCGAGACUUCUUCAUGAGGAUGAAGUGCACGCUCACGAAUCGCGGGCGCACCGUCAACCUCAAGUCCGCAUCGUGGAAGGUGCUGCACUGCAGCGGGCACAUGAAGCUGUACGAGGGCAGCGCGGCGAGCGCCGGCGGGGGCGGCUUCCGGGAGCCGCCGCUCGUGUGCCUCGUCAUGACCUGCGAGCCCAUCCCGCACCCGUCCAACAUAGAGGUGCCGCUCGACAGCAAGACCUUCCUGAGCCGCCACAGCAUGGAUAUGCGCUUCACCUACUGCGACGAGAGGAUCACAGAGCUGAUUGGCUACCAGCCCGAUGAGUUGCUUGGCCGUUCAGUCUACGAGUACUACCACGCCCUGGACUCGGACCACAUGACCAAGAGCCACCACAACUUGUUUACCAAGGGCCAGGCCGUGACGGGGCAGUACCGCAUACUGGCCAAGGGCGGGGGCUACGCAUGGGUGGAGACCCAGGCGACCGUCAUCUACAGCUCCCGCAACUCCCAGCCGCAGUGCGUCGUCUGUGUCAACUACGUGCUCAGCGGGAUCGUGGAGAACGACACCAUCUUCUCGCUGGAGCAGACCGAGCGUCUCUUCAAGCCCAACAAAGCGGCGGUGGGACAAGUGGCGAGCGAGGGCACGGAUGAGGAGGAAGACAUGGCGCUGCUCUACACGCAGCUCAAGAACGAGCCCGACGAGCUGGCACAGCUGGCACCCACGGCCGGCGACGUCGUGGUGCCCCUCGACUUUGGCACGGGCCUGGCGUCGUUCGACGACGUUCCGCUCUACAAUGACGUCAUGAUGGCCGCCUCGCCCGAACCCAUGCCGUCCCCGGCGACGCCGACCAAGGCUUUCGCCGAGCUCCCUGCGGCGGUGGUGGCGGUGACGGAGGCCGGCCCCGUGGGCGACCCGUCCCUCACGGCGCCGCAGCAUUCGUCCGGUCCUUCGUCGCCCUCCGGCUCCCCGGCAACAGCUCCGUCCACGGCGCCGAACAGCCCCAGUGAUUACUACUCGGCCGUUGGGGGUGACCUGAAGGUGGACCUGAUUGAGAAGCUGUUUGCCGUUGACUCGGAGAUCAAGGAGGGCAGCUUCAAGCACGAUGACAUGGACCUGGAGAUGCUGGCACCGUACAUCCCGAUGGAUGGCGACGACUACCAGCUGUGCACGUUGAGCCUGCAGGACUCGCUUACGCUGCCGCCCGACGGGUCCGCCCUCUCCUCGCCCGGGCAGAGCGAGCGGUCAUCAUCAUCGUCAAUGGUGGAUGCUCCGACCCCGGCCUGCGGCCCCACAUCAUUGCCCCCCGCCGCCCCGCAGCCCCCGUCGCCGUCGCUAGCGGCACCGGAAGGCCCUGCCUCCCCGUCGAGCCGGCACACGGCCACGAUGCCGGCAGAGCAGGCGAACUUAAUCGUGACGAGCAGCCAGAGCAAGUUAGCGCCGACAGCCCCGCCGCCGUUCACCAUGUCCACGGUGCACAUCCUCAUCAGCGGUACGACGCCGGUCGGCACCACGCUGCCCGGUGGACUCGUGUCGGCCGUCCCGUGGUCCAGCACCGCCACCACCACGACCGGCGCCGUCGUAAGCGCGCCCACCACCAUUGUCCUGCUGCAGCAGGCGCCACGUGCGCAGACCGUCGCCUCCCUGCCCAGCACCGUCGUGGUCAGCGGCAGUGACGCGAGUCUCGCGAAGGCGUCGCUGACGACGAUUGCGAGCGCCGUCAAGCGCAAGUGGCAGACGGGCACCACGGGGCCCCUCCUCCAGCAGGUCGUCAUUAACAAACAGGAAGGUGCCAACAAGACGCAAUUCCUAGCGGAAUUGCCGUCGAAACGGAGCAAGGCAUCGCAAGACGUGGAAGCGGAGGCGCUUACGUCAGACCUCGUCAGCCGGCUGCUGGGCCCGACUCUGGAGGACAUCACGCUGCCGAUGCUCAACAGCUACGACUGCGAGGUGAACGCUCCGGUGCAGGACAGCCGCACGCUCCUGCAGGGUGAGGAGCUGCUCAAGGCCCUCGACCAGCUGUCCUGAGCAGACCUUUCACCUCCUCUACCCCCAUAACGUCUCUGCUACCCCCCACCACCAGCCCAAUAUACCUCCCCAUCCAAACCUUUCCUUUUGACCCCCCACCAAUGUCCACUUAAGUGUCUCUCGCCUUGCCCCCUCUCUGUGUUUUUGUCAGUCGCUUGGGUCACUCAUAAAAACAUUGGCGGUGAUUCCCGCCAUGGGUGUUGGUGUGUGAUUUCCCCCCCCCUGUGUGACACAGGCGGAACAAGUUGGCAACAGUCACUUUCCGCCGUCAAGACUAGAGAGACGGAGAUUUAAAAAAAAUGAAAGUAAAAACAUCACAGUUCAACAUUUCAACCGACGAUCCCUCCAGUACAAUGCCUUAUGUAAACUUUCAGAGAUGGGUCCAUCGAGCAAUUUGUCUCUUUGCACAAACAUGUGAGCAUGUUACUCACCCGGACAUGGACACACAUACGUACAACCCCCUACAAUCCGUUCCUUUUGUCCCUUUGCCACAAUUGUGAUGGGUGUCAGAACUUGGUCAGGGAUUUGACAGCCAGGCUUGUACAAACCGACAGAGGCAGCAAUGCUGCAAAUGUAAAUGUUGGAAUCUCUACAUUUCCCCUUGUUUGUGCAGCUAUGAAUUGUAUUUUCCUGUAUUAUUUCCACGUUUUUGUUGUAUCGUUUCAAAGAGCUUGUAUGGCAAUUGACAGAGGACGAGCCUGUGACUCAAAACCAAGCAGACCAGAUUAUCUGGCCGAGUUUUUUUUUAUUUUGUGUUGCGUCCGUGUACUGUCUUGCACGGCUUUGUCUUGUGGUAACAGACGUCCUCUUAGGACAUGAAUGGAUCGGGUGUGCCGACAAGUCCAGAGGGACUCAUGAAUACCGGCUUAUUUUUUUCUCCAGAAAAUAUAAUGGUUAACUUAUAUAAAAACAAUAACAAUUUAAUAGAUAAAUGGGGGAGAGAAAAACUUUCUUUUUUAAACACACCAGGGUAGGUUGAGUGUAUGUGCUGUCAUUUUAAUUAUCACCAUUUGGAUCAAUACGCAAAUGGAAACAUUUUUACAAAAUAAUACGCAGAAGUAAUGCUUUUAUUUAGAUUGAGUAUUUUUUCAUAGAUGCCUGGUUGAGUUUAUUGUUAUUCUGCUCAAAUAUAUAUUAUGGUGAACUUCAAGGUGGUAUUUUUAACGUUUCCAUGCUUGCUUUAGUAGUGGCAUAGUGGCAACCCAUUGCUUCCACGAAUAAUAAUGGUUCUUUUAAACAUCGAGAAUUCACGAGGAUCACGAACCGGCUUCCAGGGUGCGGCAAUAUGAAACCCGCACGUCUGCCUGCUUCUCUAAUGCUUCUCUUUCCACUGUACAACCGAGCCACACCCGUGCCGAGCCAGCCCGGAGCAGCUCGGGAGAGGCGCCAAGUUUUUCUAGCGCAGAACUGGAGCCAUGCCGCCGACGUCACACUCACUGAAUUGCACGCGUGUCGUCGGGGUUAAGCGUUGAAGUGUACCGUCUAGACGCAACGUAUGACGAAAAUAAUUAACCCCCUGUCCGCUGAGGCCAUCCUUGGCCUCGAUCCAAAUUCAGGUGUGUUACGAGUUCACCGUAUCACGUUUUUUUUUGUGUACUGGCUUCGGUUUGGAAAGUAGCAGGUGGAAAACCGGUCGGUGUGUAUGGGUGAGGGGGUUCCCCCGCGGUGGCGCAGCUCAGAUGUGCCAGUGGAAAAGGGGGGUGGUCAAGGGCUGUCCAACGCUGACACGCACAACCUGGGACAGUGCUCGCCCUAAUAGCGGCAUCUGCCACUGCCCAGUACAGAAAGCAAAGAGCGGAAUGUCGGUUCUGUCUCACAAACAGUGCAGUCGUGAGAAACGGUAAAGCCUCGUUUCCGAGCUCGGAUCUUUCAUAUGCCAAAACAUUUUUACAACUAAGUUAACGUUAACCAAUUGGGAUGAAAAUUAAGGUUCGAUGUGCAAGAUGCCGAGUGGAAAUCCAGGAUUCUGCUUUUCACUUGACCUCAAUGUUAGCAUUCGAUACGAUGCAUGCGUUAAGUAGGGUUUGAUUUGUUUUCCCUUACGAAUACUAAGCACCUUUAAAAUUUAACCAUACUGUACUGUGUCUGCAGUAAGGUUUCAAAACAUUUGUAGCUGAUUACAAUAUCUGUGAGUGUAAUUGGUAAAGGGAGUAAACGCGUUUGUUUUCAUUUGAGUGCAAUUUAUUUUCAAGGCUGCACAAUUUUGAUAAUUAUGGUGCCAUUCUCAUAUUCGCUUCAUCGCGCACCAUUUACAAUGGGGUUCUUUUCACUCGUUGAAUAUUUUCUCCCAAAAUUAUAUCUCGAUGAACUGUCUUGAGAGCAGCCAUGUGUUGUGGUGUGACUAGGGUGUGACUGCUAGUUAUAGUGACUAGUAUGUAAAUGCCACACACAAUAUAAAUUUAGUUGGGUUGUUUAUUUGGUCUUGUUAGGGAGCAAUAACAGGCUGUUACAAUCCUAACUUCGUGUAUUGUACCUUGUAAGUUUCCUUGGUUUUAAUUUGACAAGAGCUCUUCCACGCACUAUCACCUUUAAGAAAGAUAAUUUUGUGACAUGUACGUUUUAGUUGUCAUCUGUAUUUUAAAAUGAAAUAAACGAAUAGUUUUAGUCAUA